Molecule: messenger RNA, 2067 nt
Organism: Geodia barretti
Lineage: Eukaryota; Metazoa; Porifera; Demospongiae; Tetractinellida; Geodiidae
Source: the annotation of a GenBank genome assembly
AUGUCGACGGCAACCGCAUCCCUCACCGGGGGAUUCAAUUGGUUCAAGACAGGCAUCACGGCCGGCCUGCUGCUGGUGGGAGCGAUGGUAUUCGCCCUGACAUACCUGGCGAUACCUGAUUUCCAGGAAUGGCUGAUGGCGACGCUGGGGGCCGGAUGGGCGGUGGCAGCGGGAUUGGGUUUGGCCGUGCUGCUGGCGGUGGUAUACCGACCAGCAGGGCUGGUACGCGGGUGGAAAUGGUGGUCGGCGCUGGCGAUAGUCGCGGCCGUCGCGGUGGCCGGGCUGACGUUCUGGCAAGGCGAAAGCGGAGCGUCCUACGCUUAUGGAAUGGCGGGACGAUGGGGAUACGCCCUGACCGGCGGGCAGUUCGGGUGGUGGCUGGUCGAGUUUCUGGCUGCGCUGAUGGUCAUCAGUUUGCUGCUGGUCCCGAAGGCGGGCAGGGGAUAUGUGGCAGCGGGCCGGAUGGUGGGUGUGGCCGCCUGGGCUGCCCUGGUAUUUGCAGCCAUUGGCGUCAGGUACGUCGGAAUUUGGUUGGCGCUGGCGGCGGUGACGGUUGGUCGCGGGGCGCGGCGUCUGGCCGGUUUGCGGCCCGGGAAACGCCCGGUGAUGGCCAAACCCGUGACCCGGCCGGCUGCGGCGCCUGAACCCAAACAGCUUGACCAGCCCGAACCGGCGAGAGCGCCACAACCGGUCAAUCUUUCGCGGGCCGGCGGCUGGCAGUUGCCGCCGCUGGAGACCCUGGCGCCACCCGAGCCGCACGAAAUUGACGGGAAAGCCAUCGCGAACAUGACGGAGGAGAUCAAGGAAGCGCUGGCGGAGCACGGGGUGUACGUGGACGUCGAGGACGUGAAGGCCGGUCCGCGGGUGAUCAAGUUUGGAUUGGUUCCGGGAUACAUGCCGCAACGGGCCAGCAAGGACGGAGACACAUCGAAGCAACGACCGAGCCGGGUUCGAGUGGGCGAUAUUGCCAAGCGGCAGAAGGACCUGGCGCUGGCGCUGAAGAGUCCGUACAUCAGAAUUAUUGAGACGCCGGAGCCCGGCGAAGGGCUGGUGGGUCUCGAAGUGCCGAACCCGACGCCGGGAAAGGUGUUGAUGCGGUCGAUCAUAGAGGGGCCGGCGUUCAACAAGAUCGUGGAGAAGGGCGGGCUGGCGUUUGCGCUGGGCGACGACGCCGGCGGACAGUCGCUGGCGCUGGACCUGGCGGCGAUGCCGCACCUGCUGAUAGCGGGAGCGACCGGGUCCGGCAAGAGCGUGUGCAUCAACUCGCUGGUGGCGUCGCUGCUGAUGACGCGGCCGCCGGACGAGCUGCGGAUGAUCAUGGUGGACCCGAAGCGGGUGGAGCUGACGCCGUUCAACGGGAUCCCGCACCUGGUGAUGCCGGUGAUCGUGGAGCCGGACGAGGUGCAGCCGGCACUGCGGGGACUUAUCAACGAGAUGACCCGGCGAUACAAGCUGAUGGAGGAAAUGGGAGUCCGCAACAUCGCCGGGUACAACGCAAAAUCCGGCGAACCGAUGUGUUUCCUGGUGCUGAUCGUGGACGAACUGGCCGACCUGAUGAUGACGGGCGGGCUGGAAGUCGAGCAGCAACUGGUCCGGCUGGCGCAGCUGGGCCGGGCAGCCGGGAUACACAUGGUACUGGCGACGCAGCGGCCGUCGGUCAAGGUGGUCACCGGGCUGUUGAAGGCCAACGUGCCGGCGCGGGUCGCGUUCGCGGUGGCGUCCCAGGUGGACUCGCGGGUAUCCUGGACGGAGGGCGGGGCGGAAGCAUUGAUGGGCAAGGGCGAUUUGCUGUUGCUGAACAACGAUUUCCCCAAGGCCCGGCGGGGCCAGGGCACGCUGGUGUACGACGACGAGAUGGACCGCCUGGACGAGGGAACCGGAGAGCCGGACCCGGAGAACAUCGAGGACAUUUACCAGGGCAACGUGCUGGACCAGGCGCGGGACCUGGCGCUGCGGAACCCGAGGCUGACGUCGGCGAUGCUGGAGCGGCGGUUCAAGGUCCGCAAAUCGAUUGCCGACGAGCUGAUCGAGGAGCUGCGGGGAGAGGGGCUGGUGAUAGGCGGGUGA